AUGGCAAUAGAAGGGCAGCAGGAGCCAGUGCCGAAAAGCAGAGACAAAGCUCAGCUUAGAGGAAAAGGAUUUAAAGAGGAACUGAUGGAGGUCAAAGUGGACAUGCAAUCUGAAGAUCUGAGUUUCACCCAAGGUGACACCAGCCAGGUUCUGAUUCAAGACAGGGAUCCCAGAGGAAUCAACAAGAAUCUGAAGGUCACGUUUGAGGAUGUGAUUGCAGAGCCUCCCUCAGUGCGGAGCUUUGAUAAAGUGUGGCUGUGGAGUCACGCCCUGUUUGAGGUAGCCAGGUUGUGGUGCUACCGCUUCAUCUCCCUCCUGCUGGCAGUGCCGCUCUCACUGGCUGCAGGGCUCCUGUUCGCUGUGCUCAGCUGUCUCCACAUCUGGUUGAUCAUGCCCUGUGUUCAGCUCCUUCUUAUUAACAUGCACUGGAUCAGGACCGUAUGGAGCAGCAUACUGAACAUUCUCAUCAGCCCCUACUUUAGCAGUAUUGGAAAGUGCUGCAGCCAAAUUACCAUCCAUCUGGAAAGACAUUGAGACACAGAAAAACACACAAUGUGAAAAUGUUUGGUCAACACAAAUGGAGGAGAGAAAGAGCAAGUGGUAACAGAUUGCAUACUAAUUCCUUGUAUUAAUUAUAUUUAUACCAUUAACAUCAGUGGUUAUU
Notolabrus celidotus (New Zealand spotty) is the source of this 664-nucleotide messenger RNA. Its product is annotated as caveolin-2-like. NCBI's taxonomy places the organism in Eukaryota, Metazoa, Chordata, Actinopteri, Labriformes, Labridae. Gene Ontology annotation, cellular component: caveola. The transcript is spliced from 4 exons. The coding region runs from base 1 to 534 and encodes 177 amino acids. The record is from RefSeq and is a predicted model, not a curated record. Gene Ontology annotation, molecular function: molecular adaptor activity. Gene Ontology annotation, biological process: caveola assembly.